CAGUCAUUACACAUUUCCACACGCAGCUUCAACACACUGUUAUUUUUACUACUGGCUGGAAGAGAAACAUUAUUACGGAUAGUAAAGACGCUUUGUUAAUGGGGAUGGAGGUGGACUGUAAGCCAGAGGAUCUAUCUAAGUGCUCGUACGAUGAGCGCUGUGUGGAGCUGGGAGAGGUGAAGGACAUGCGGCUGGAGGCUGAGGCGGUGGUCAAUGAUGUGCUCUUCGCUGUCUCAGACAUGCACGUCUCUCAUAAUCUGAGCAGCGGGCUGGAUGUGGCCUACAUCAACGUGGAAACCAGAGAGGGAAACCGAUACUGCUUGGAGCUCACCGAGGCUGGCUUAAGAGUUGUGGGUCACACUUUUGAUAAGGUCAAUGAUGGUUUGAGCAGCCAGUAUCACGAGACUGUUUACUCUCUCCUGGAUUCCCUCAGUCCAGGAUACAGAGAAGCGUUUGGAAAUGCACUGCUGCAGAGACUGGAGCGGCUCAAACAGAACGGACAGUGAGGCUUCAGUAUCAUUCACAAUAUCUGUGCUCGCCAACGGUUUGACCAAGUUCCACGCUUGCAGCAUUCAGUAGUACCUUUUUCAGAUUGUUUUAGCUUGUGAGAUGUUUUUAACAGAUCUUCUCGGUGUGGAUUUGACAAACUGACUCGCCUGUGAGGUUUUUAAGUAUUUUUAAUUUUAUUUACAGAGGUAUCAUUGAUACAAUUGAUCAAUACCAAGCAUUUAAUUGAUCAAUACUAAGCAUUUUAUUUAACAUUUAUGCAAGUGAAAUAACCCUCAGAAAUGCUGUUUUGAGGACUUGUUUGAACAAAAAUCUUUUGUUAACAUGCAAGUGCUCUAAAUUUUGUAUUAACUGGAUUCCUCAAAGCAUAGGUUUUCGAGCUCCAUACUGUACACCCGAAGUAUUAUUAUGAAAAACAUAUCAGAUGCCUUACUACUUUCAUUCAAAUUUCUACAUUUAUCCAGUAAAGAGCAUAGUCGUUGCCAGAAAAUCCAGAUACGUGCAGUUUCUCUUCCUUUUUGCUUGCUUUGAUCAUGCAUCGAACUGUCUGUGAAUGGAAGAAUAGAUCUGCUGCUUCAUCGAUUUCUUUCUCAGUCUGUCAAAAUCAACAAAAAGAGCCAAAAUGUGGUGGUAGUUUCCACCUUCUUCCAUAAGAUUAUUGAGACAUUUAUCAGUUACAUAAGAGGUGCAUUUUAGCACCAACACACAAGCUUUAUACUUUUAUUGACUAAAGAUUUGAGCGUACUCUUCUUCCUCGCAAUUACAUUAUAAAGUGACCAGCAUGUUCUUGCUUGACUUUGUGAAGAGAGGGAUAUGAACUAUGGAAGAUGAUAAUCCUACUAUAUCCGCAAGAGCAACGCACUUGUACUAUCCAAUACUGGCUAUUUUAUAAUCUUUUUUUAAAUAAUUCUUUUUAUUUUGUUGGCAUGAACGAUUUGAAGUUACGGAGAGCCACUGAAUGACUGGUGAAAUCUAAAUGCGCGGAAUUGCACUAAAGGAAAUAAAGCAGCCAUUUUUUGACUUUUUUUGAUAGGGCUGCAUAAAAAAGAUGUUACAUUCCGUUUCAGUUUAGAACAACAGGAAGAUGCUAAUUUCUACAAAAAGUUCUUUUCGAAUGGGUUUCUACCUCAUGUUGGGUUUUUAUUUUGGCCUCUUCUGCAUGCUGGGUUUGAAUUAGGUAUGUUGAUGAAAAACCAAAGGGCCAAUUCUGUUCAUCUGCCCUGUUGCGUAAUUUAGUGUGAAAAAUCUCUGUCCCAAACUAAAAUAUCCUAAUAAUUCACAGAAUGUUGGCUGAGACACAUAUGAGGAAAAGGAGUGUGAGAACGUGUUUCUAUGACGUAAAUGGCACAAAUGACUUCUGUACCUGAAGAAAUGUUGCUUGCUUUUGUUUCCUUGUAAUAAAAAGCACACAUUCUAAUGUA
Molecule: messenger RNA, 1928 nt
Organism: Danio rerio (zebrafish)
Lineage: Eukaryota; Metazoa; Chordata; Actinopteri; Cypriniformes; Danionidae
Source: RefSeq, a predicted model, not a curated record